Molecule: messenger RNA, 2251 nt
Organism: Gadus macrocephalus (Pacific cod)
Lineage: Eukaryota; Metazoa; Chordata; Actinopteri; Gadiformes; Gadidae
Gene: parp12b
Product: poly (ADP-ribose) polymerase family, member 12b
Exons: 10
Coding region: 42-1622 (526 amino acids)
Molecular function (GO): zinc ion binding
Source: RefSeq, a predicted model, not a curated record
GACUGUAGGGAUAGUUGUGCCUGCUAUGUUUAGGUGUCAAGAUGUCGAGUUAUGAAGUUCUUCGUGAUGGAAUUAUUCACCAUGCCACCAGUGUGCUUUGUAGCAACAAGGGGUCCAUGGCUUCCUCGCAGUUGUACGAGCAGAUCAUGAAGAGCUUUGAUGUGACCCAAGGCGACUUUUGGUUCAUCAUGAAGUGCGCUCGUUUUGAGGUGAAGCGCACCGGGUUGGAUGGUGACUCCGUGGUCGUGGCUAAAACCUCUCUACGUUUGUGCAAAGAAUAUUGGAAAGGGACUUGUUACGAGGAAAAGUGUGAGGAAUUGCAUAUUUGCAAAUAUUAUGUUUAUGGGAAUUGCAGAUUCGGGAAAAAUGAGUUCCGAAAACCGUGCAAGCAGUGCAAGCACUCCCACGACCUACGGUGCCCACACAACCAGUCGCUCCUUCGAGACUGCACCCUGCAGGACCUCCCCGAAGAGGACCUCUUCCUCCUGCUUAUGCAGAACGACCCGAGCCUGCUGCCAGAGGUGUGCGUCCACUACAACCGCGGCGGAGUGCCGGACGGGGCGUGCACCUUCAGGGACAGCUGCACCAAGCUGCACCUGUGCCUGCACCACGCCCAGGGCCGCUGCCGCUUCGGCGAGCGGUGCCAGCGGCUGCACGCGGUCGACCACCGGGGUCUGAAGCUGCUGCAGGAGAGGGGCCUGCGCGCCGGUGACUUCAUCCGAGACCUGCCGGGCAUCUACCAGAACCGCCACCACCUCCUAGCCGCCGCCGCGCAGCAAGCUAGCGGGGGGGCUAGCGGCCCCCAAGCCCCAACCCAAGAGACUCUGCGCCAGCCUGAAGAGUUCAACGCCAUUCGGGAGAAACGUAAAGCGGCCAAGAUCCGCUACAGAUCAUCUCAUCCAGCUCGCUCCAAGAUGGCGGUAGAUGGCCCUUCCUGCUCAUUAACCAACCCAGCUGAUGCCCAACCUUUCAGUGUUUCCCCACUUGGUAUUUCUGAUCUGAGACAUCAGCUGAGUUCGCCCGUCAUUCAGACAGAUCAGAGGACUUCCAACGUCGACAUCUGUCUCCACUUCCUCCGCAGAAGAUGCCAAUUUGAAGACCAGUGCAUGCUUGUGCACUUCAACAUGCCCUAUAAGUGGGAGGUUCUGAAGGGCGGAGCCUGGCGUGACCUGAGGCACAUGGAGGAGAUUGAGUUGGCCUACUGCGACCCUGAAGCCAGGAAAAGCCCUGGCUCCAGGCCGGUGGACUUCCUCACCAUGACCCAGGGGAGCAGGUCUUUCCCGGUGCGCCGGCUGACCACGGUGUCGUCGGUGACCAAGCCCCCCCACUACACCCUGACCACGGAGUGGGUGUGGUACUACCGGGACAACCACAGGAGCUGGGUGGAGUACGGCCAGCCCGACAGCGGACAACGUACCACCUCUGUGACCUCCCGGGACCUGGAGCAGGCUUAUCAGAAGAACCCCUUGAAUAAGGUCCCGAUAAUGAAGGGCUUCCGGAAAUACCUCCUCAGCUUUAAGGACAUGUACCAGUGGAACCAGGCGUCGGACACCAGGAGACCCGUGCGCCGCCGCCCUCGCUUCCUGUCCGCCGCCGGCCUGGCGACACUGACGGCCCGAUAGAGCGAGGGUCUCUCUCUCUCUCUCUCUCUCUCUCUCUCUCUCUCUCUCUCUCUCUCUCUCUCUCUCUGAGACCCACUUGUGCCUUUGACAAUGCACAGAUAAUCAUAGGUGUCCAUAUAAGGUCAAAGGGAGUUCCCCUUCCUGAAUCAUGGAUGCUGUGCUUAAUGUGAUUGGAUGGUUCUUGAAGAGGUUAUUUUUUGAAGGAGGAAGUGGAAUUCGGAAUAGUUGAAGUCUUUUCCCUCCACAUGUUACAGUUGCGUUUGCUCUCGUGUUACAGAAGCAAGAACUGAAAUGACCUUAAACCUUUCUAUGUUUAAAGUUGAAGUAUACUGUACAUAGGUGGCUGUUUAGUACUUUGUCUCAUACAGUUUAUGUAGCAAUAUCCAUAUUAUAUAUAUUUGUAAAUCUAUAUUGGCCUAUCUAUAUCUAUCUAUCUAUCUAUCUAUCUAUCUAUCUAUCUAUCUAUCUAUCUAUCUAUCUAUCUAUCUAUCUAUCUAUCUAUCUAUCUAUCUAUCUAUCUAUCUAUCUAUCUAAUAUGUAUUUUUUUUAGAUCUGUCUACACAUGUGGGCUACAAUUUAUUUGUGCUUCUAUUAAUUGCAGGAAACAUAUUAAAUCUACUUUAAAAUGA